AUGGUAGGUUUGGUAAAAACUGUCCAUGGUAUAUACUCCAUGUCUGCAAACUCUGGUAGUAAUGCUGUUUUUAAGCCUGUACUUGGGUGGUGUGGAAGGACAAAGAGAGAUGUUUAUGUCCUUACAAACCAGAAAGUUGGGAGCUUCAAUAUUGAGUAUGGAUUUAUUGGAUUAGCCAGUCAAAAUGAAGAAUUUUAUCAGAUCUACUUUGUAGAUCAGUACUUCUUUUUUUCUGAUACAGGUGAGAAAUUACCAUUCAAACACUUACUACCUUUGAAAGGUAGCUGCAAGAAGGUAAAUGUUGUAGUUGAAGAUAUUGAAGUAAGAAAAGUGCACAAUCAUCUUGUUAGUAAGAAAGUUCUCUUCAUUAGUAGCAAGCAGUGUCUUACUUUGGCUUGUGCCAAGAUGUUUACCCAGCCUCAGGAAGAGGAGGUGCCACUUUCUCAUGUUUGUGAUAAGAUUUCAGAUUCAGAAGGCAAACUUACAUAUAAAAAUAUUAGGAUACUACCAAAGCUUGCUUCAUGUAUCACCUAUGGCAUGUUUAAUACCUGUGCUGUUAUGGAUACAUAUAUAGUGUUGCACUCAAAGACAAGGAAAGUUAUUGUUGGCCUUGGAGACUUAUAUUGUGGUGGCGAGAAGGUAGAAAGUCACCUUCUUCACAAGGCUCUUCAUGUGGGGUGUGGUGUUGCAGCAUAUGCCAUAGAAAUGAAGGAGCCUAUUAUUACACUAGACUUUCCCAUCUCAGAAGUAGCUGUCUUUGCCUUCAUUGGUAAGAAACCAAUCCAGAGCAAAAAAAUUAUGGAUGACUGGAACCUCUCACCAGAAAAGGUUCUGUUGCUUCCUGGCAAACAGGAGGCUGAGACAUUUACACUUGUCAUCAAUGUAAAUGAAACAUUCCUAUCUGAAAAGAAGUUACAAGUUCAUCCAUCAGGAGCAGUAGCAGUCAAAGAGACAACAAAUGGAAAAACAGAAGCACAAAAUGUCAAGAAAGACAAGAAACCUAAAUCUCCAUCAACCCCACGGAAGAAAAACACUGUGCCACCAGUGGAGAGAGCAUCAGUAAAGAACAGUUCAACAGAUAAU
Molecule: messenger RNA, 1083 nt
Organism: Penaeus monodon (black tiger shrimp)
Lineage: Eukaryota; Metazoa; Arthropoda; Malacostraca; Decapoda; Penaeidae
Source: RefSeq, a predicted model, not a curated record